CUUACGCAAAUAACUAUCUCUUAUUAUUUAUUUUCAUUGCUACGCUCGCUAAUUUACAAGAGGCAGCGUUUUUUUCACGAUGCUUCUCGCAUUGCAUAAAAUUCUUGUAAUAUUGCAGAACUGCCGGCGCAUAUUCAGACGAAAACUCUCUUAAAUCUCGCAAGUAAUUUUAUUCGCGAAUGGGGAGAAAAACCAUGUAAAACGCGAUCCCAUUUCAAAAUUUGCAGAUUCUGCGACAGCAUUAUCAACGACGGGACUCUGCAAUACGCGGAGAAACCUUGUUGCGUCGAAGCAGAACAUUUCAAUCGAUUAUUGAAGGAAUGGCUCUCGCUAUACAUGUCACAUAAUACAUCAAAAUUAAAAUCUGCCAAUCCUACUGAAGUUGAAUACAAAAUGAAUUAUUUCAAUGCGAAUAUUUUGCAGAAAAAUGAUUUUACAAGAUUUGAUAACAUCAAUAAUGCAGAAUUACAAUUAGUUCCUCCUAUAAAAAAUGGCAUAGCAUCAUUGAAAGAUCAUUACAAGAGUCACAUUGACUCUCAAUCGAAGACAUAUCCGAAUACGGUGACAAAAUUACUUGACAAACAUCAAGAUAACGUUUUAAACGCUUCAGGAGAAGUCGAUCCGCGAAAAGCUAAGCGUCUCAUUCAAUCAACUAUCGAAAUGGGUCUCGGUACUGGAAUCGUCAACGAUCAAUCGAAAGCAAAUGGCAAUCUUUCAUCUCGGCGCGAAAAAACAACAUAUCCGAGUACUACGACAAAAUUACAUGACAAACAUCAAGAUAACGUUUUAAACGCUUUAGGAGAAGUCGAUCCGAAAAAAUCUAAGCGUCCUAUUCAGUCGACAAUCGGAAAGGGUCUCGGUACCGAAACUGCCAACGAUCAAUCGGAAGCAAAUGGCAAUCCUUCACCUCGGCACGAAAAAACAAGAGUAUCGACAAGUGGAGCACGUAGUGAGGACUAUACAAAAAAUAUCGACACAGAAACGGCAAGAAUACGCGAAAAACGUGACAAUAAUCCAAAUCAGCACAGACUCGGCGAGGUUGAAGAUAAGGAUCGACAAGAUCGCCGCUUGACUCAACGUGACAUGCAAGAAGAAGCGAACAGACCGCGGAUUGCGGCUGGAAAAACACGAAAAGAUGGAGGUACGAAAAACGGGAAUACGGUAGAAGAGAGCAACGGGAAUCCCGAUAAGAAUCCUUAUCAUCGCAGGGAAGAACGCGAGACGCGAUUGCUGGAUAACAAAACGAAGAAAAUCGGCCGAUUGGAUCGAGUAGAAGAGAAGAACAUUUCGAUAGAGACAUCGAGGCCAACCAAAAGAUCCGAGGUAAAGCCGGAUGGGAAUGAACGCGAUCGAGACGAAAACGAGGAAAACCCAACUACUCACCGAGAUAGGAAGACAGAAGCGAAAGAUAAAGACAAGAAGGAAGGAACGAUGCUCCUAAAUAAGAAUAAGGAGCCUGGGAGUAAGAAAGCGACGAUUUCGCUUGAUGACGCAAAAGAGGGACUCUUUGCCGUUAAUGAAGAGGGAAAACUUUCUACAAAUAAUAAACGCAAAGCAGUUUCAACUGAAAAAAGAUACGAUCUCGAGGAGGCGAGAAAAUGGAAAGUUAAUAAUCCUUCAAAUUCGAUCGAGUACCAAUUAUCGAACGCGCACUUUGUGAAACUCGGUUGGACGAUGUUACCGAUUACCAAAACCAUGAGAAAAAUCAUACAAUAUGAAGCCAGACCGGCAAAGCCCAGUCUAGAUUUGUUCAAAAAAUAUAGUCGCAAGGAUAUGGAACAUUAUGAAGAUGGGCUGACGCCAUUUUUAAAAUUCCAUUCCGAUGGUUCCGGCGAGUUAUUUUAUCCCAAUGGCAUAUUAGCUAUUAGAAUUUACAAACCGAAAAACCGGAAAUAUGAUAUGUAUACUGUGUUCACGCCAGGAGGCAAAGAUGCAUUGGGGAUAGAAAGGGAGCCUCAACUCUUGGCGAUAUUCGACACUAUGGGAUACGGUGUCGUUUUCGACGUUAAUGGCACGGCGAGGCUGUCCUACAACCAGAUCGGAGGAAUUUUUACGGACAAUCCCGCGGGCCUGCCCCUCAUUUGGACUUGGAAUGGCAAGCCGAGAGAGUCGAUACUCGAGACUGUGUACAUGGAAAGAAAGACCGAUUGGUUACAAAUGGAAUUUUUCUCCGCUCCAAAUAAAUCGACGAAAAAUUCCGGAAAUGUUAAGACACCGACUAGUUCGAGAAAUAAGGAAAAGAAGGUCGUCGAGAUACAGAAACCUGUUGUCGAGAAGCGACAAGAAGAGGUCGAGAACAAAUCGACCGACAAUCAAGAUUUUUCCGAAGAGAACAUGUGUCACAUAAAAAUAAUUUGCAUGAAACUAAAUGAAUUUCUUAGCCUGCGAAUCAUCGAUCGAAAAAACAUCAGUUUACGAUUUUGUGCUAAAAAUAAAAAUAUCAGAAUAGAAUUGGGGACAGUUAUGAAUUUUAAUAAAGAAAAAGCAUCUCGUAUGAUAGACGCAAGCGAUUGGAAAAGCGAUAUGCUAAGAUGUCGAUUCCAGGAGAAUUUGUCCAAAAAAUUGGAAUCGGAUAGCAGUCUGUACGAUUUAGCUAAGGAGUAUCGAAAAGUAAAAAAAUUCGCGAAGCAACGUAAAGUCAUGGUUGCCAAAUACAAACCUUUUUCCAUGAUCAACCGUGCCUUCACUUGAUCGU
Messenger RNA from Cataglyphis hispanica, 2695 nucleotides. RefSeq lists its product as uncharacterized. NCBI's taxonomy places the organism in Eukaryota, Metazoa, Arthropoda, Insecta, Hymenoptera, Formicidae. The coding region runs from base 337 to 2691 and encodes 784 amino acids. The transcript is spliced from 12 exons. The record is from RefSeq and is a predicted model, not a curated record.